AUGGGAAUUCCUUUACAUCCUAUUCUUCGAGCAUCCAUCUGGGUGGCUGCCGCGCCAUUGGCGUUCUAUGUUGCUCUCCUAGGGCUAGGAGUGGUUCCUUUCUUCCAGAGACAUUUCCUGUAUGCUCAUACCAUCAAUUCACUAUGGUGGUCAGAUAUUAAUGCCCCAGAGGGUUGGGGGUUUGCCAAAAACCAAGUGACUCCAUUUCAGCUACAGACUCCUGAUGGAGAGACAAUCUACGCUUGGCAUAUUAUGCCACUGCCUCUCUAUCUGCAGCACGAAGCCGCAGUUUCAACUCAAAAACUUGGCCUCUGUAAUAAUUUCACCCAAACCGAAUCGUUCCGCUUGCUAGCGAGCGAUCCAGAAGCGAGGCUCAUCAUAUCCUGCAACUCACAUUUACAGAAUGCUGGCCACAUCGCCCAAAAUGAGCGACCAAAUAGCUACCAUACCUUGACUGAUACCUCAUCAUACCACGUUUUAGCCGUUGACUACCGCGGUUUUGGUCAUUCCACAGGCGUUCCCAACGAAAAUGGCCUAAUUCUAGAUGCUGCCACCGUUGUCGAUUGGGCAAUCAACGUGGCAAAGAUUCCUCCAAGCAGAAUCGUCUUGCUAGGCCAUAGUCUUGGAACCGCCGUUGCCAGUGGUGUCGCCGAACGGUAUGCUCUCCAAGGUGUUGAAUUUGCAGGCAUCGUUCUGGUUGCAGCAUUCAGUGACUUGGCCAGUAUGCUGAGUGGUUAUCGCUUCGGAGGCCUUGUGCCUGCUCUCGGGCCAUUUGCGAUGUGGCCGGCUUUUCAGCGACUUCUGGAAAGGUACAUUGUAGACAAAUGGCAUUCAGCUAACAGACUUGCAAAUAUUGUACGCCACACCAGAAGCAGGCUAAGGAUUAGCUUGGUACAUGCAUACAAUGAUAUGGAUAUCCCGUGGACUGAGGAUAAUAAGCUAUUCCAUGCUGCCGCGAGCGAGACGUUAGGGAUCCUUGAUGAUGAUGAAUUCAACUCUUGGAAAGAGUCGAACACGGUUCGGACCAGUGAGAAAUCAUUCGUCACCACAUGGAAAACAGGUGAAAAUAUAAUCAUUCGUCAAGAGCUCUUCCCUUGGGGCGGGCAUAAUGAAAUUUUGAGCUUUGCGCCUGUUAGCUUGGCAAUUAUAAGGGCUUUUAACCUCGAAGGCACAGCCUACGAUUGA
Molecule: messenger RNA, 1185 nt
Organism: Trichoderma asperellum CBS 433.97
Lineage: Eukaryota; Fungi; Ascomycota; Sordariomycetes; Hypocreales; Hypocreaceae
Source: RefSeq, a predicted model, not a curated record